Aspergillus neoniger CBS 115656 is the source of this 555-nucleotide messenger RNA. RefSeq lists its product as uncharacterized. Bases 1 to 555 code for a protein of 184 amino acids. The transcript is spliced from 8 exons. The record is from RefSeq and is a predicted model, not a curated record. NCBI's taxonomy places the organism in Eukaryota, Fungi, Ascomycota, Eurotiomycetes, Eurotiales, Aspergillaceae.
AUGGCUUGUUCAUUAUUCCUCGGGUGGCCAUCGAAUAGACUUCCCACUUGGCUGGAGAGGAAUUGUGGCCGCACGUCUCGACCGCUCUCUAAACCACCGAUGUAUGUAGAUCGAAUCAUACCGGUCAACCUCCCUUCCCUUACGAAAGCGUCGAUCGAGGCCGGAUUGGGCGACGGGAGAUUGAGCCUUGCGACCACCGCCAACACUAACGACCCUCGGACGCCCUGGGGUUUCUGCCUCGAUCUCAUCCCACGUCUCGCAAGAUUGUCUCCCCGUAAUUACGAUCUCCUGGGCCUGGGACCGACCCCAAUGACGACAUUUGAACCCAUUUCCAAUUUCCUUCCUCAAUUCAGCUCCCUAGUAUGUCGACGCUAUUUACACCCGCUGCAGCUAUCCACGCUUCAAACUUCGGGACAGGCGAGAAUGGAUACUGGGCAGGGCAAAAAGGUAAUGACUACUAUCUGCAAUUCUACUAUCUAUCGGUUCUCCUGGACGGAGGAUUCUAAUGCCUGCCGUAACUCGUUUAGCAACAAGAAAAAGAGAUCAAUGCUUUAG